GUCAGGAGGCAGAAAUACCACUUCAGUCACCUGCCAAUAGCUGUGUGGACACUUCUACACCAUUGGGACAAAGAGAUCCUCAAAAAUAUAAGUCCAUAAUGUCAAAUUCUUCGGAUUUUGAGGAACCUCCAGAAAUGACAGAGAUGACCUCCACUGUAGACUUGGAAGUGUUGCCCCCUGACCUCCCUCCUCCUCUUCCUCCAGAGGAUGAAUGGCAACCAAUUCCUAAAAGAGCCAAUGAGCAUGCUCCUUCUUUGUCCUACUCCGUAUGUGGAAUAUUUCCUGUGAUCCUGGGUAUCUUCAGCCUGCUGCUUUUGAUAUUGUGUGGUUUCUUUGGUUAUCAGUACUUUCAAAGUGUUCAGGCAUCAGAGAAAAAGAUGAAGAGUCUUAAUCAAUGGAUUGAUUAUUUCCAAAUCAAAGCAGAAAUAUUUCCUCAGGUCCAAAAUGUUGCCAACCAAAAUAAAGAAAUCCUCGAGAGGAUCCAAAAACAGAACGCUUAUCUCACUGAGGCUGUGCAAGAACUAUCAGCCAAAGAAGGACACAUGUGUGCACAUCCUCCCCACCACCGGCUGCAGUACAGAGACCGCUGCUACUAUCAAACUGUAGAAAUGGUUUCCUGGCUAAACUGCUCAGAUCUUUGUGUUUCUUCAAAUGGUACAUUUUUGGAGUCUGAGAGGAGUAUGUUGAUGAACAUCAUGAAAUUACUUUCAGGAAAUCGUACUUGGCUUGGCCUGUCUUAUAAGGAGGAGGAGAACCAGUGGAAAUGGGGGGACGGCUCCUCUCCUUCACUUGGCCUGAAUCUGCCAGAACCAAGUGUGGAUUCCCAGGGGAAGUGUGUCUUUUUGCAUAAGCAGAAGAUUGGCAUUGAGAGCUGCAGUGCACCCUCCUCGUGCCUGUGUGAGAAGUCUGCUUAUGCUACAAACUCAGAAGAUUGCUAAGGAAGAGCUGAAAUUCACCUAUCAUUCUUGUUCCUAUUAUCUCUUUUAAUUUGAAACUUUUUUUGUUCAUGGAGUAAACUAUGAGUUUGAGACAGAAAGAGACAGAAUAUAAGAUUUAGAUUGAUGCAGCCUCUCAAAGUUAGAAAUUUAAGAACUUGGUUAUUUUGCUAGAAUUAUAUAAUUGAACAAAUAAAUGUAUUACUUGCCAUGAA
This is a messenger RNA of Cavia porcellus (domestic guinea pig), 1150 nucleotides long. RefSeq names its product C-type lectin domain family 9 member A-like. Gene Ontology annotation, molecular function: transmembrane signaling receptor activity. Gene Ontology annotation, cellular component: plasma membrane. The record is from RefSeq and is a predicted model, not a curated record. The transcript has 8 exons. NCBI's taxonomy places the organism in Eukaryota, Metazoa, Chordata, Mammalia, Rodentia, Caviidae. Gene Ontology annotation, biological process: signal transduction. Bases 99 to 938 code for a protein of 279 amino acids.